Messenger RNA from Dacryopinax primogenitus, 1425 nucleotides. RefSeq lists its product as uncharacterized. NCBI's taxonomy places the organism in Eukaryota, Fungi, Basidiomycota, Dacrymycetes, Dacrymycetales, Dacrymycetaceae. The coding region runs from base 1 to 1425 and encodes 474 amino acids. The record is from RefSeq and is a predicted model, not a curated record. The transcript is spliced from 5 exons.
AUGACUCCGGCUGUUAGUGAAUACAACGGCAGAAUAUGCGCGUUUCCUGAAGAAGAGCCCUUGCAUUUGCCAUCUUCAUAUGAGGAUCCAGCGGUCCGAAGACAGCUUGGCUUAGAGCACUUGUCUGCGACUGAGCUCGAACUUAGGAAGGGUCAAGCGCUCGACCUGUUACAGAAGCUGCGAGAAGCGGUGCGAAGGCGACGCGUGAUGCAAGCAAUGAAACGUACAAAUGUCCGACAUCAAGGCCCCCAGACUAUGGCAGCCAGAACACUGAUACGACAAAAGGAUGAAAUAGACCUUCUUACAAAUCGGUAUCGUCGGUGCUACAAAUCGAUGCUGAUUCUUGGCUUGCCAGAGGAUCACAAACAAUACCGGAACCUGGAGGAAAGCGAUGUCUAUGGAGUGGCAUUGACGCAACUUCAAGAAGAUCUCGGUACUGGCAGGCAAAGGUUGCCAUGGUACUUUCAUUUGGGUGCAGAGUUUGCAGCAGCAGACCAGAAAUCCAGCUCAUCCAAUGAAGAAUCCCUGGACGAGGCUGUUAGCAGAGUUACAUGGUGGAGAACAAAGGCUAAAGCAGACCGCUGGGCAGAAGAAGAGGAGUUGACUAGGGAAGAAAUGCGCCGCACGUUAAAGUCAUAUACCUUUUGGAGGGACAUCUGGUGCCAGAAAGCUGCAUCUGUCGGCCAGAGUACGCAGAUCGAACGAGGUCGCGCAGCGUAUGCCUACAAGCAAGGCAGUGUGUUCGCACGAUUGUACGACGAAGGCAUAAGCUUGUGCGCAACUGGACAUGAACGUGCUCGUUCGAACGUACUGACGCUCGCUCGCGAUUUGACGACAGUCAAAUCGCUCGCACAAACCCAACAAGUAUCGCAGAACGCUGCAUCCCUCCGCCCACAUUCGCCCUUCAUUCAACCGCACAAUCGAAAGCUCCGCUCAAGUCAGACUCGCUUCCCAUGCAUGCUCACCAUGGACAACGUUUCUAUCUCUGCUACCUAUUCCUCUUCGACUUCAGAUCUCGGUGGUGGGACAGAUGCUGUGAACAAAUACGAGGACGUUGCGUAUGAGGCCUACAUGCAAGGCCGUCAAGCGUACAUCGACCACUUCUUUCCGCCCAACUACGCCUCACACAGCUCUUCUAACGCCUUGUCCGCUGCUAUUCCUUUUUCGACAAUGGCUCCUACCACUGCUAUCCCGAAUGUCGAGUUCCAGCCGUCGCCGAUUGUCAUCAACAACAACUGCACGACGAAUAUCAUCCAUUCGAACAACAUUACCUAUCGCAACAACAACAACUCGCACCACAACAAUCGUAGCCGAAACGUUCAUGAAGAGGCGAAUACUAUCAAUGGAGCGACGGAUUUCGUUGCUCUCUUCAAGAAGUUUUUCUCCGCUGUUACUUGUGGCUAUCUCUUCCCGCUCGCCUGGUGA